Messenger RNA from Guyanagaster necrorhizus, 2049 nucleotides. RefSeq lists its product as uncharacterized. The coding region runs from base 1 to 2049 and encodes 682 amino acids. NCBI's taxonomy places the organism in Eukaryota, Fungi, Basidiomycota, Agaricomycetes, Agaricales, Physalacriaceae. The record is from RefSeq and is a predicted model, not a curated record. The transcript is spliced from 7 exons.
AUGGGCUCGGCCAAAUUCGGCAUUUCCCUUGCUCUGAGCUUACUUUGUUCGACGCUCCCGCCAGUGAAGAGCGCGCCCGCCGAGUUGGCUCUCAGAGGCUCAGGCGACGCUCUUGUUCAACUGGGAGAAUUUGCUCGCGAUGAUUCCACCGUGUUCCCUCACUUCUUCCAGGUCAUUCGUGUGUUUCUGAAGUACUUGCCGCCACCAGAGAUGAUGGACAAGUUAUCUCCUAAAGACUUCUUCAAAUCAUUCAACAGACCCAGAUCUUACUUUCAUGCGCUUAAUGUUGCUCUUCAAUCGCCACAAGCUCUCGACCUUUCCAAACCAGCGGGACUAGUGAUCACUUGUCGCCAGAUAUAUCUUUGGGCUGUCAAAUUUUUCCAGCACUAUCUCAUCGACACCAAUACCCUCAUUUCUAUGUCGGUAGUGUCCUCAACUGCGGUUCGAAUCGUGGAGUUCCUCGGUACCCUAGCCACCGACCCUGAUUACAGUGCAAAGAUGCGAGAUACCAAAGGUUUCGGUUUUUCCAUGACCGUCUUGUGGAUAUACAGUAUUCGUGCGAAAUAUGGUCGGAUCGAGGAUAGUGUUAAGAUCAUCAUGAUGCACAUCCUACUGAAACGCACUCUCGAUGGCGAGGUUUCGAACGCUUUUAAUCAGGUUCAGAACGAGAUUUCAGACGCUUUUAAUUGGGUUCAGAACCCUAUUGUAGAACUCUGCCCUCGUAUUGUUGCCAGCAAGCGGGAGCCUGACGCGGACUACGACGGGGGCAUCAUGUUCCUAGUCCUCAGCACGGCAUAUUCUCGUCCGUUCACCCGAGCAUUCAUCUCAUGCCACUCUGUGUCGUGGAUCUGUCGACGCAUUGCGGGUAUCGCGGCCAAGAAAGAGGAAACGUGCUCUCCCGAUGAACUGGCCGUUUACUCCAGACUGCUUCAAUUCUCGUUAUUCUACUUGCAUGAAGCGUUUCGGGAGGGUUCUGACCAAAUAAUCGAAGGGCUGGACGCUGACGUGAUACCGGCACUCUUAAAGGCACUGUCAAAGGUGCGCGCCGAGGAUAAGAAGGCGAUUCUUGUUCCGUUGCUGAACUUGAUGACAUCGUACACACUCUGCCGCAACGUACUCGUAAAAAUGUGCAAGGUCUUAUAUACGGCCGAUUUCAAACCUGGCAUUUCUGAGGCAGGACCGAUUGGCGAUGCUUGGACCGUGCUAAAGGAGACUACGGAGACACGUUGUGGUAUACUCAAGGAUUAUAUCGCUUCCGGGCGUGAACUGACAAAGUGCUCGUACCCCGCUUGUCCACACCCGGAUAACGACCCCAAGCGGACGCUCAGACGUUGCCAAGGCUGCCGUUUCGAGUAUUAUUGCUCGAAAGAGUGUCAGAAACUACACUGGGGCGGUGGUCAUAACGAUCUUUGUCGAAGGACGCAACAUGAUCUUCGAGAUAUUCUCUCCAUGCCCAUGUCGAAGCGCGAACUCCAUUUCGCAUAUGCCAUUAUUGGAAAAGACAUCCAGGAUAACGCUCAACUUAUUCAAAAGCUGAAGUCGGAAAAGCGGAGUGGCAGGGGCGGUUUCGUUGUUUUGAUCACUGUCAUGGAUUACACACAAGUUCCAAUGAAGUUGUACGUCCUCACGGACAAAGAGUUCCAUACUACUGAAACCGUACCUGCUGAGAGGUGGAACACUUCUUUGGCGCUCGCGAAGGAAGCCAGAAAGGAUUUAGCCCCAUCGCCCGCAUUCAUCCCUUCGGAUUUAAAGAGAGCCAAUCAGAACUCUCACCCAACAUCCCCAAGCGAGCACUCUCUGGCAGAAUCGGCUCUAAACCCGACUCAACGAGUUCAGACGGUAUCCGAAUACACCAUUGCGCGCACGUCCGGCCACAUUGAAGAUGUGUCGAUAACAGCGGACCCUUCAGGUCCCCUUCGUUCUCGUUCCAUCAACAUCAAACGUCCAGCAGCUCUCGUCCUCAUUGACUCAUGGUAUACCGCUAAAUCCCUGCUUCUUGACCGUGCUCGGCACUCCGGAGUAUCAAAUACAGAUCCUCGACCAGUCUAG